AUGCCUCCUGCUGCCUGCCUUCGGUGUGGCAACCGGGCAGUCAUAAAACGACCAAAGAACCACCACAAACUAUGCAAGGAAUGUUUUCUAUCAGUAUUCGAAGAUGAGGUGCAUCACACAAUUACCUCGUCUAAGCUCUUCCACCCAGGCGAAAGGGUCGCAAUAGGCGCAUCAGGCGGGAAAGAUUCAACCGUCUUGGCAUCAGUGAUGAAGACAUUGAAUGAGAGACACAACUAUGGCCUUGACUUGGUACUCUUGAGUGUCGACGAAGGUAUCAAAGGAUAUCGGGAUGACUCACUCGAGACAGUCAAGCGAAACGCUGUUCAGUAUGAGAUGCCAUUACAAAUCGUGGGUUACGAUGAGCUGUAUGGGUGGACUAUGGAUCAAGUAGUUGAAACCAUAGGAAAGAAAGGAAACUGCACAUACUGUGGCGUUUUCCGUCGACAAGCACUUGAUCGUGGCGCCAAAAUGCUAAGCAUCAGGCAUGUUAUCACUGGACACAACGCCGAUGACGUCGCUGAGACGGUUCUCAUGAACUUAUUGAGAGGUGACCUACCUCGCUUAUCACGGAGCACGAGUAUAAUUACCGGCAGCUCUUCGAGCGAGGUGAAGAGAAGCAAGCCACUGAAAUAUGCAUAUGAGAAGGAGAUUGUGCUCUAUGCACACCACAAGAAGCUGGAUUACUUCAGCACGGAAUGUAUCUACAGCCCAGAAGCCUUCCGUGGGACUGCCCGAACCCUUAUUAAAAGCUUGGAGAAGGUACGUCCAAGUGCAAUAUUAGACAUUGUAAGGAGCGGAGAAGAUAUGGCACGGCUCACGCCGGACAAGGGCCAAGAUGCAUGUGGAUGCGACGAAGACGAGGCUAUAGGAGGAUGUGGAUCGGCGAAUGGGCGAACAUCAGGGAGCGAGCUCGCACAAAUGGAGGCCAGAUUGAAGGUAAAGCAAAGGUCAACAGAACUCGAGACUGAAAUCAGUGCCAAUGGCACGUCAGCCGAUGACGGAUCUGUCAAGCUGCCUAUCCGUGGUGGCAGACGGCAAAAGGAGAAACCAGUCGGCCCUUUGCAAACCCUCGGCCAAUGCAUCAAGUGCGGAUACAUGUCCAGCCAAGAGAUGUGCCAGGCUUGUACGUUGCUGGAGAGCCUGAACAAGAAUCGGCCUGAAGUUUCAAUAUAG
Messenger RNA from Pochonia chlamydosporia 170, 1173 nucleotides. Its product is annotated as PP-loop ATPase superfamily protein. The transcript has a single exon. The record is from RefSeq and is a predicted model, not a curated record. NCBI's taxonomy places the organism in Eukaryota, Fungi, Ascomycota, Sordariomycetes, Hypocreales, Clavicipitaceae. Gene Ontology annotation, biological process: tRNA wobble position uridine thiolation. Gene Ontology annotation, cellular component: cytosolic tRNA wobble base thiouridylase complex; mitochondrion. The coding region runs from base 1 to 1173 and encodes 390 amino acids. Gene Ontology annotation, molecular function: tRNA binding.